AUGAGUGACGCUCAGGCAAAUGAGGCCGAGAAGAAUAUCGAGAUAUGGAAGGUGAAAAAAUUGAUUAAGCGCCUCGAAGCUGCGCGUGGAAAUGGAACCUCCAUGAUUUCUCUCAUCAUUCCGCCAAAGGAUCAAGUCUCCCGUGCGGCGAAGAUGUUGGCAGAAGAAUACGGUACCGCAUCGAACAUCAAGUCUCGUGUGAAUCGACAAUCCGUUCUUUCUGCUAUCACGUCUACCCAACAAAGACUGAAGUUGUAUAACAAAGUUCCGCCCAAUGGAUUGGUUGUUUACUGUGGUGAAAUUUUGACAUCGGAAGGAAAGGAAAGAAAGGUCAACAUCGAUUUCGAGCCCUUCAAGCCCAUCAACACAUCUCUCUACCUUUGCGACAACAAAUUCCACACGGAAGCUCUCGCUGAAUUGUUGGAGUCUGACCAGAAGUUCGGCUUCAUCAUCAUGGACGGAAAUGGAGCCCUCUUCGGUACAUUGAGUGGAAACACGAGAGACGUUGUUCACAAAUUUUCUGUCGAUUUACCAAAGAAGCACGGACGUGGUGGACAAUCUGCUCUUCGUUUCGCGCGUCUUCGUGAGGAAAAGCGUCAUAACUAUGUCAGAAAGGUUGCCGAAUUAGCUGUCCAGAACUUCAUUACAGCAGAUAAAGUCAACGUAGCUGGUAUCAUCUUGGCUGGUUCUGCCGACUUCAAGAACGAUCUUAACCAGUCUGAUUUGUUUGACAACCGUUUGGCUACAAAGGUUAUCAAGGUUGUUGAUGUUUCUUAUGGUGGUGAGAACGGAUUCAAUCAAGCUAUUGAGCUUUCAGCCGAGACACUUAGCAAUGUCAAAUUCAUCCAGGAGAAGAAGCUCAUUGGAAAGUACUUUGAGGAGAUUAGUCAAGACACAGGACGAGUUUGUUAUGGUGUUGAGGAUACUUUGAAGGCUCUGGAACUAGGUGCUGUUGAGGUUUUGAUCGUUUUUGAGAACCUCGAGAUCAACCGUUGGGUGUUGAAAGAUAGCAAUGGCGUCCAAACAAUUCUUCAUACUACUAAGCAAUCCGAGGCCUCAAACCGAGAACAAUUCAUGGACAAGGAGACUGGCCAAGAAAUGGAAGUCGUUUCCUCGGAAUCGUUCUUGGAAUGGAUCGCCGAGAAGUACAGAGAUUUCGGAACAACAUUAGAGUUUGUCUCGGACAGAUCCAGUGAGGGCAACCAAUUCGUUAAGGGUUUUGGUGGUAUUGGUGGCCUCUUGCGCUACAAGGUCAAUUUUGAACAGUUGGCCGAAGUUGAUGACGAUGAUGACUACUACGACGAUUGA
Messenger RNA from Botrytis deweyae, 1308 nucleotides. RefSeq lists its product as uncharacterized. Gene Ontology annotation, biological process: cytoplasmic translational termination. NCBI's taxonomy places the organism in Eukaryota, Fungi, Ascomycota, Leotiomycetes, Helotiales, Sclerotiniaceae. The transcript has 4 exons. Gene Ontology annotation, molecular function: sequence-specific mRNA binding; translation release factor activity, codon specific. Bases 1 to 1308 code for a protein of 435 amino acids. The record is from RefSeq and is a predicted model, not a curated record. Gene Ontology annotation, cellular component: cytosol; translation release factor complex.